Ictalurus furcatus (blue catfish) is the source of this 3392-nucleotide messenger RNA. It is a transcript of the gene igsf8, whose product is annotated as immunoglobulin superfamily, member 8. The record is from RefSeq and is a predicted model, not a curated record. The transcript is spliced from 6 exons. Lineage: Eukaryota; Metazoa; Chordata; Actinopteri; Siluriformes; Ictaluridae. The coding region runs from base 499 to 2367 and encodes 622 amino acids.
AUGAAGGCGUGGUGAGCCCGCUUAAAAGAGCUGGGAUGAAACAUACGUCAUCCCGUCUGAUUUCUAUGGCCAACUGCAGCGGUGUCGUCAUCACGCUUGAUUCCCAUUGGUUAAAUUGGUUGUCGGUUAUGUGCUGACCAAUAGCGUUGCAGCCACAGCAGGGAGAGUUUAACUGAACCCGCCCAACGCACCACCAGAGAAGACGAACUGCUGAAUACACCAGCAAUAUUAACACAGGAGAAUUACUUCUAUAUAACGUCUUUAAAGGAUGUUAUAAUCUAGACUUUAUAUAUUGAAUCAUAAACAUAUACGUUGUGACAUGAGCGUAUUUGGAUGAAAUAGAGCUCAAUCGUUAUCUCUCUGUGUAAAUAUACGAGUUGGAUUAGCUAGCGCGUUGAUUUAGUGCUGUAUGUGUUUUUAACGCGGUCUCUUAACCAGGCGUGAAUAUAGACUAAACAAGUGGCUAUGUGUGUCGCUGUGGAAACCAGUUUGGCGUGAAUGGGAAUACUGGGAAGCGGGAUGGCACUGUGGUGGAGGAUAGUGCUGAUGGCUCUGCUGUGGGAGUUCCAGAGUGUUGUGUGUCGUGAGGUGACUCUUCCACCAGGUCCAUUGUACCGUGUAGCAGGGUUCUCCAUGUCUCUGCCCUGCACUGUUUCAGGGUAUGAGGGUCCAAGAACACAGGACUUUGAAUGGUUCUUGUUCCGUGAGACUGCAGCGGAAAUGCAGCUCGGGGUCGUGUCCACUAGAGAUAGAGGCUUUCCCUACGCCCCUUACCUGCAGCGAGUGAAAUCAGGCGAGGUCCGGGUGGAGAGGGACUCGGGUGACAAAGCCAGACUGGUGAUUCAGAGACUUCGUCCAGAAGAUCAGGGACGUUAUGAGUGUUACACACCAAGCACUGACACACGAUACCAAGGCAGCUACAAUGCAGCUGUGGUUGUCAAAGUGAUACCAGACACAUUGCUGAUAACUCACUCUCGCAUUCUGACUGGCCAGCCUGUCAUAGAAGGGACAGAGCUUCAGCUGACAUGCGCUGCUUCUGUCCAGUCAGCGCAGCACACACAUUUGUCUGUCACGUUUGGGAUGCGAGGCAGCACCGACUCUGGCUCUCUGGGCCACAAUCUGAAGGAAAUCAUCUCCAUCGACCGUGAGCUACGUGUAACCCCUGGCCGGGGAGGCUCUUAUGAGAAGAGGUACAAUAAUGGUGAGAUUUCUCUGGAGAAGAGAAGUGGAGAUGAAGAUCGGGACCUUUACAUUCUAAAGAUAAGCAUGCUGGCCUUGGAGGAUUCUGGUUCGUAUUUCUGUGAGGCAGCACAGUGGGUCUUGGACCCAUCAGGCCAAUGGGAACGCAUCGCCCAGAGGACCAUGGAACUGGGAAACCUCUCCGUGCAACCACUUGCGGACACUCUGUCUGUGAGCACAGUGCCAGUGGGUGAGGUGGCACUGCAACCUGGGUCCCCUCUCACCCUCACAUGUCUGGUGUCGGGUGCGGGUUCGUGGAAUCGCUCGGCUCUGCUGGUGCAGUGGUUGCGGCGUGGGCCAGCAGGAGGAGUGGAAGUGGAGGUGGCCCGCAUGAGCCCCAACGGAGUGGUGAGCUGGGGCGAUGACAUCAGUAAUGGAGGAGGGGGCAGUAUGGAGAAGGGGGCAGAGGGGAGAUUUUCUCUGCGACGCUUCUCUGCGCACCCAGCUGAUGCUGGACAGUACCGCUGUGCUGUGAGUGUGUACGCUGGGCAGCUCAGUCCAGCACCAUCCAGCCCUGCUACACUUACUCAGAGGUCUGAAGGUGUUAUGGUCAGCCUCAGGACUAAAGAGGUGAGUGUACUGGCAGUCAUUGAGUUACCACAUCGGCCACUCCUGAAACGCGGGAGCACCGUCACCUUGCUCUGUAAUGUCUCAGUGGUGAUCACAGGCCCCACUCAGGUGGAAGUGCAGUGGUGGCAGGAGAAACGGGAGCUGGAUGGGACAGAAGACAUGCCCCUAGGACAUGCCAAAGGCAGUAUCCUUGCGACACUGACCUAUGAUGGAUUGUCUCGUAUCUACAGUAAUGGAAGUGAAUUGAGCAUUGACCGUGUUUCUGCUGGAACCUACAGACUACGCAUCUUUUCAGCACAUGAGGAUGACCAAGGGGAUUACCAUUGCCAGGCAGAAGUAUGGACCCAAGACCCCCAUGGAGCCUGGUACAAUACAGGUGCCAGGGCAGAGUCAGCCACGGUACACGUAUAUUUAUAUGCACGAGUUAUGGACCUUCUUCUUAUACCACUGGUAGUUGGUGUCUCCUCUGCCCUGUUUGUGGGCGCGGUCAUCAUCGCCAUGGUAACAUGCUGCUUCAUGAAUCGACUUGCCAGGCAGCGUUCCCAGAUAAGGAAGUAGAAAACAGGCCAGAUUCCCUGCAGCAAUUACCGACAGGCCAAUAAUGUAAGUUUAAGGAUAAAAAGAUUAAAUAAAUAUAAUUGAGUAUACUUGAUGGAGGAAUGAUGUAUACUGACUUCUGCUGGUAUGUUUGUGAGAGACAGCUCCGACUGUUGGGUUGAACUAUUAAAUCACACGUUCAAAGUGUGCCAACAAGUUCUUUAUUUUCUUCCAAGCCACAAUUAGCCUAAUUGUGUUAGGUAUAAACUUUAAAUCAAAACUUGCCAGAUGUUUCAUGUGGCUUUUUUGUUUGUUUCAAAGAAUUGACCAAUUUUUUUCUGUGUAUUUGUUUUUAUAAAUGUGAUGUAAUAUGUUUAACAAAACCUGGUUUUGGUACAAGAAACUAUGUAUAUAUAGUGCUCCUAUAUAGCAUGCCAUAAAUUUUUCACCAUUGUUUUUAUGGUAUUUAUGAAACAAUGGAAAUUAAGCAAAAUGUUGCACUGACCUCUGUAGAGUUAAAGACAAGGCAUCCCAGGUACUUAUACACUCAUAGCCCACACACAGUUCAUUCUGUACUGUAAUUAAGCAAAGCUUUGAUGAUAGGAAUUAGUUUACAAUGGGUGGAAUAAGCUAAACACUGUGUGUAGCAUCCCAGCAAUUUAGAAAUCAGCUUGGAGCCACUGAAUGAAUAGAACCAUGCCAAUACAGUAGUAGUAUAUAGUUAUAUAGUGAAUUAAACUUGCAGGGAUGUUACACACUGUAAAAUAAAUUCAAUUACCAGAAAGAAUCUUGACCACUUUAUAAACAGUGAAAAUGCUGAUAAAUAUGAUCUGUAUAUUCUACUGCUGAAAGGCUGAUGGGUGCUCUACUUACACUGCAAUAAAGCCGUACUUGUACGUAACUGCACUUAAGCUGCCAGUAGACACAGCUUGAAAUGUAGAGACUCUAAUUGAAAUGCUGUUGCAAAAACUGAACGUCUGGUUCAAAUUAGACAAACCUAGACUUCUUAGAUAAAUCGGCAGUACCAUAGUGGGACAAGGACCAAA